This is a messenger RNA of Manduca sexta (tobacco hornworm), 718 nucleotides long. RefSeq lists its product as uncharacterized. The record is from RefSeq and is a predicted model, not a curated record. The coding region runs from base 109 to 609 and encodes 166 amino acids. NCBI's taxonomy places the organism in Eukaryota, Metazoa, Arthropoda, Insecta, Lepidoptera, Sphingidae. The transcript has a single exon.
AUUGGCAACCCAGUCGCUAUCAAUCAUCUGACUCGUCGACAACUUUCCAUCUAUUAUUUAUUUUGAUAACGAAUCGAUUACAUAGCCGAGAAAAGUGCAAGUGAAAACAUGAAGCUUGAUUCAAAUAAUAAAAUGAUAAAUAGUGAGAACGGCGCCGAGACGCCGGAAGACAUUAUCGACCCGCGCCAGAACGCGGAAGAUAUCAUAGACGAGAUACUGGCAGAGUUCACAGAGUCAAGAUCGCCCCCGGUGAGGAACGGAAGUGGUAUACCAGACAACUUGUUCAACAUGAUACAGCCCCCUCGCACCAGAACGCCAGCGAAUUCAUUGUCUGAGAGCGGCACCAUCGACGAUAUUGAUCCCGCGUCUGACCUCGGAACUUCCAUCAGAAAUAAGUGUUUAGAGCUCGAGGAGAUAUUGCAGAGUCUUAAGUCUCGGUUGAAUCACGUCGUACUCGAUGAAAAUAUAGUGCUCAGUCCAGAAGCUAACUCGCUGGAGGCACAACUCGAACACGAUUUAGACACAGAUUGCCAAGAAGACAUCUCCUUACAAGAAUUCCUCGAGUUGCUACAAUCACAAAACAAAAUAAACCCCACCAGCGUACAAUGAUCGUGCAGAACCAUAAAAAAUUGAGAAUAAGACAAAAUCUACAUGAAUUUAUUGUGUGCAAAUUUAUUAUUAGAUUUUAUUGGAUAUCCAAUUAAAGUUUCAAACAAAG